Molecule: messenger RNA, 578 nt
Organism: Lotus japonicus
Lineage: Eukaryota; Viridiplantae; Streptophyta; Magnoliopsida; Fabales; Fabaceae
Product: dolichyl-diphosphooligosaccharide--protein glycosyltransferase subunit DAD1
Exons: 5
Coding region: 99-446 (115 amino acids)
Biological process (GO): protein N-linked glycosylation
Cellular component (GO): membrane; oligosaccharyltransferase complex
Source: RefSeq, a predicted model, not a curated record
UCGUGUUUGGAGAAGACUUUAGAGGAUGUGGAGCUGAAAGCAGAGAGAAGAAGAGUGAAGUGUAGAAGGAAGAAGAAGAGAGUUCUGGUUUGUGAGAAAUGGCGAGGUCUACCACCAAGGAUGCCCAGGACCUUUUCCGUGCUCUUUGGUCUGCGUAUUCUUCAACCCCCACAAAUCUCAAGAUCAUUGAUGUGUACGUCGCCUUCGCCGUCUUCACCGCUCUCAUCCAGGUAGCUUAUGUGGCUCUUGUGGGAUCAUUUCCAUUUAACUCCUUCCUUUCAGGAGUACUUUCUUGCAUAGGGACUGCAGUUCUUGCUGUCUGUCUUCGGAUUCAAGUGAAUAAAGAGAAUAAGGAGUUCAAGGAUCUUGCACCGGAGCGUGCUUUUGCAGAUUUUGUUCUCUGCAAUUUGGUGCUCCAUUUGGUGAUCAUGAACUUCCUUGGUUAAAUUGGGUUCAUGUGGCUUUUGUUGUUUUCAAGAGAACCCUCGGAUGAUAAAAAUGAGUAGUAUUAUACCUGGAUUUUUGCAAUAGUGUUUACAAACAGUCACUAGCAUUUAACUGAUUACUUCAUUUUGCAA